This is a messenger RNA of Cyphomyrmex costatus, 1561 nucleotides long. RefSeq lists its product as uncharacterized. The transcript has 8 exons. The record is from RefSeq and is a predicted model, not a curated record. The annotation marks the transcript as partial. Lineage: Eukaryota; Metazoa; Arthropoda; Insecta; Hymenoptera; Formicidae.
AGUCUUUGUACUCACAUCGAUGUGCAAUCUCGGUUCCGUGAAUGGGUCAUCGAUACGUAUGCUUAGGAAGCUUUUACAGAACAACUAUCGUAAUUUAGGCGUUUACGUGGACGCGCGAUGUGAAGGUCACAAUUAUACCGUAAUAUAUUAUGAGGCUACGAAAUCUUUUUUAUUCGACGAGACGCAUAAAUGGCUGAUUUUGGGACGAAAAUUGGAGGACACCGUGAGCUUAUUAAAUGAUGAUUCUUUCGGCGUAGUGACCGAUAUUACGAUUGCCAUAGAGACCAACACCGGUUUUGAUUUAUACGACGUAUAUAAUCCUUGCAAAGCACGCGGUGGGUCCUUGAAUGUAACCAUCUUGGGUUACUGGACCGAGAAAUCUGGUGUGGCGAUCAGACUGAAGCAACCAAAAUACGAGAGAAGAUUUAACUUACAUGGUAUGAAACUCAGAGUGGGAGUUUUGCUGCCGCGUAAAUUUUACAAUUUGUCUACGGAAGAUAUCGCGCUGGAUCAAGACAUGAAGGCAAAAUAUGGCCGAUCUCAAUUCUUGUACACGAUCUUGCUGCAAAUGGCUGAUCUCUUUAACUUCACUAUAGAAAUCGUGGAAGUAGAUCCAAGAAAGCGGCAGGACAAUUCUGCGCCGAUGUUUGUCGCUUUUCAAAAAAAGACGGUAGAUAUCUCGGCCAGUCCAAUCGUGAUGAAAGCGGAAAGAUUACGGUCGGGAGAUAUUAUCGGUCCAGUAUGGCCGAUGCGAUCGUGCUUUUUAUUCCGGACGAUAUCCUCGGCGAACAUGAAGACAAAGCAAUUUUUGCGGCCGUUAAACAUCAAGGUCUGGUACGUUGUACUUGGCACGAUAAUAGUCUCCUCGUCCAUUCUGGUAAUAUUGAUUAGACAAGAAGGUAUUCACAGUGUGUUGGAGGGCUACAACAUUUGUAUUUUUCUCACAAUAGGCGCUAUUUCUCAGCAAGGUUCCGUAUUCGUUCCGGUGCAUUACGCGAGUCGCAUAGCAUUCAUACACAUCAUGCUCUUCGGCGUGUUAAUCCUGAACUAUUAUUCGGCGAGUAUCGUGUCCGACCGAUUAAAGAAUAUGGGCGUGAAGAUGAACGACUCGUUGAUCAGCUUGGCGGAUAGUCAACUGAAAGUGGCAGCCGAACCAACGCCAUAUGUUCGUUCUUUUUUGCAGACACCGGAAAAGGAGAUACGGUAUUUUAAUGCGAAACGGUGGGACAAACUACCGGAAUCCAAACGUUAUCUGCCACUAGCAGAGGGUCUAAAUCGCGUAGCUAAAGGUGGCUUGGCUUAUCACACGUCAAUUGAGUUCGCGUAUCCAUAUAUUGAGCGGCAUUUCCAUCCGCGGAUGAUAUGUGAGUUAACGGAGGUCCAUCUCUUCCGCGCGAUACUAGCUCUUUGGGGCAGACACAGGAGUCCGUUUACUCCACUAUUUAGAAUUGGUUUGAUCAAGAUGUAUGACGUGGGCAUACGCAGACGUCAACUGAAAUUCUGGUCGGCGAGAAAACCGUUUUGUCCGAAAAAUAUGCUAAUUGCGGAACCGCUGUCGAUU